UGCGUGCAUAGCCUACCACUGUUCAGGCAGUAGCACCAUCCACUUAAGUAAUGUGCAAGUUACUUCAUUUUUAAUUAUUCUAGAUAUAUUUUCACCAAAAGUGGCAAGAGUUUAUUGAAUAUUUAUUAACUCAAAAUAAAGUCAAAAACAGAAAACAAAAGGUUGGUUUAAUUUGCACUGAAACAAUCAAUUGGAUUAUAGAUUGUUCAGUGAUUAUGAUAAAUAACUAUGCUUCACUUACCAAAAAUGAAGGAUUAAAAAAAAAUUAUGAUUCACCUUACUGGUAUAAAAGUGAUGAUAAGAGUGUUACAUUUAACAAACGAUUUACUAAAAUUAGUCAUUUUUGAGUAUAUAAUACUUUUCGUACAAUUACAGUCUGUAGGGUUUUUGAAGGUUUAGAUUUAUGGUAAAAGAAUCAAGCCAAGAAACGGCACCAUCUACUGGUGAAACAUACAGGUAGCAAUAACAAACGUUCUUAUUUUAUGUUGGUGGGAUCUUAGGGGGACGUUUUGAAGAUAAUUUAUGAACGCAACAUAAAAUUCGAAUAAAAAUAUAAUCAAUAACGAUGACAUCCAUUUAAUUUAUGUGCUGUUUUGGUGUGGCAUUAUAUAGACAUGUUAUAAUACUAAUAAUAAUAAUUAUCAUCAUCAUCAUCAUCAUCAUCGUCGUCGUCGUCGUCAAUUGAUACGUGUUUACAACUUUGUGGCUAUGUAAGACAUUUAAUUAUACGUUUGAAUAAUUGCAAUAACAAAGCACCACAGUACACAGCACACUUAAGUUCUAAUGCAAACAUUUUCACAGAGAUGUAGUCAUUAUUAUAUAGUUCAUUAUGCAAUCAUAAACUAAAGAGAAUACAGACAUUUUGUAAGUAACAAUAAGGUCUGGGGUUUCUUAUAAAGUGUGCUCAUUCUGUUGUCAAUCUCAUGUGGACCAUAGAGGAUCAGAUCUCACAGUUACACAAAUUAUGUAAUACUCUACUAAUAGUGAUAUGGAGGUGUAUACUGUGUCCCCUUUCAUGUUUUCCACUUUUGUGAGAGACACCAACACAACUGAAGAAUGUUAGUGACUGUUAAUGUGACCUUAAUUUAAAAAUGUCUUAAAUGUCAACAAACAAUAGUUUAAAUAUGAGCGAUAAUUCUGAGGGCCAUGUGAAAAUUCAGAGUGGUUGCUUCUGUGGAUUUGUCUUUCAGGAAAAUACUUUCUUUUGAUCAUCAAGGCCAAGACAGGAGCAGCCUGGCCUACAUUUUUAUGAUUUUCCAGGAAUUAGCACAGAUUUCAGGUCCACAGUGGCAUUCUUUAAGCACACCACAUAAGCCUGUAUGAUCUGUAUGACUUUCAAUCUGUACUUACGUUGUGCAUGCACAUUUCUUUGUGCAUGCAUGCAAUCUUUGUUUAGCUCUCACCUCAAUGGAAAUGUGCUUGUUGGUUAAAAUGUACGUAGUUAGUCCUUAUCUUGGAUUUUAUGGCAUUUCUCUUUUAGUGGGACUUUGAACCACACCCAGUCAUUUAGCUUAUGACGGAAGAAUUGUUAAAGAUGUAUUUUUAAAAUACUGUCAUUAUAAAUUGAUAUUUUAUUAAACAUUUGUGUACAAAGUUAUUGUUUAUUUUGCCCAAUCUUUUCCCUUUUCUCCAAUCACUAAAACAUUUGGCAAAGAUCUGAUUAAAUUGACACCGCCUGCAGUAAACUAGCUUUCAAUGGGUUGUGUUCAGUUGUCAUGCUGAUAAACUGGACACUUUUAAUAACAUAUAGAACUUCAUGCCUCAGACAUGCUUCAGACACGCUUAUACUGCUUUGGCAGGGGCUGUAAGGAAUUUGGUCAAUAACUUCACUUUAAACAUAGUUUUUAUUUGUAUGUCCAUUUCAUAAAUCUAAUUUUUUUUUCUUAGUUGUGGGUGAACGGCAGUACAGUUAUGCCCAAUCCAGGCCAUUACGAAAUUAAAUCACACCAACAACGAUCAGGUAAUACAGUCCAUAUACUAGGGAUGAGAACAUUUUAGACUAAAUCAUAUUUACACCCUCACAUGCACUGGUCUAGAAAAAUAAUGUGGCGGUACCAGGCAAAUGUAUGAUAGUAUCUACUCCACAGCACCACAAUAAGAGUGCAGUUCCUGGCAGACAUACAAUUUGUCAUACCACUGGCACACCUGACGGGUGAAAUUGUACCUGGGUAUCAAUCUCUCAUAUCCCCUUUAUGAUGUUUGACAGUAAACACAUGCCUUGACAACCCCUCAUUCUUCUGAUCAAAGUCCACAGUCAUAUCACUUUAUGGCCUGGCUCAAUGUUCACAUCUUGCUGCAGUUUCUCAUCCUUGGGAAAACGUUUAGCGUAGAAAAUCCAUUUCGGGAACACUACGUGCUUUUAGGAGUCCCGGGUGGAAAAACGCGGUUUUGGGAUACGGGGAACUGAAAUUGGAAGAUUGUGAGAAUGCCGUCGUCCAAGAAAACUUUACACUUCUUGACGAGCGCCCUGGCCACCAGCGCCGGUGUCUCCGUGCUGGGCUACGGGAUGUCAGCCCAGUGGUCCUUUUCUGAGAUGGAGUGCUCGGCUAAAGAUACCGACAAUUACAACGGCACGGCAAACGUACAGUUCGGGCUUUUCAAGUGCGGGCUGGCAAAAAAGUCUUGCCCCAGCUUUGACAACGACAAUGAUUUUGAAGUUUUGACGCUGCUCCUCAGUGUAGGGGGCACCCCGUUCAUCCUCCACGCCAUUAUCAUAAGCCUGUUGGCCCUCACCUUGCUCAGCUCAGCAGGCAGCUUACUGAUCACUCUGUACAACAGCGUCAGCAACCCUUACGAGACCUACAUGGGACCCUUGGGCCUGUACGUCUGCAGCUCCGUCAGUGGUAUCCUUUCAUUUCUGACACUGGUUUUGUUCCUGAUAAACACGCUAGUGGUCGGUGUGCCUCAAGAGCUUGUUCAGAAUAACGUGGCGGUCAAUCUCAGGGACAUCAACACAGAACUGCAGGUGGGGUUCUACCUGCUGAUCCCGUUCAUGGCCACCAGUGUGAUCGCUAUCCUGUCCGUCUUCAUGUACGAGCACACAGCCUACACCCAGAGGAAGGAGCAGCAGCGGCCCACCGAGGACGCGCCCAAAGACAUCAUGCUGUACUGACCGUCGGCAGUCUCCGCCUGCAGAUCAGAACUACGUGAUGAGGGUGGGGAUAGCGUACGCCUCCUCCCGCACAAAGUCCCCGCGACCCUGCCAGUGACGCUAAGGAAACUGGCAGAUAUACUUGGGGAUUUUCUCUGUGGAUGUCCAUUUUAUACUAUUUCUUUCGUAGCCUACUGUUCACCACAUUGCGGUUUACAGGCGAAAGCGGUCGUUAAUUUAUUUUACCAUAAAUGUAGUAGAAGAAUUUGCAACUUCUCGAAACCUUUCACGGUUUUUUUUUAAAUUGGUUAAGGCAGUUAUCUAGCUAUCUAGCCUUCUUCCUUAUGUCUGGCAAAAUCAACAUCAAAAGAGAUUCAUAUGUACUCAUAAAUCACUAAAACAUACUAAAUUAUCUUUGCUGUUUUACAGCAAAGUAGACAUGGGCAAACAGAAUAUUAUGAGAUGAAGAAGAGGUUUAUUCUGUCAAUUAUGAGUGUAUUCAUAUUUUGUAACAGUAUGUAUAUAUUAAAUCUUGUGUGCGUAUGUAGCUGUUGGAUCAGCCUAUACUUCAGAGCAGGGAUACUUAAAUCUGGCUGUCAAGGCGAGUAGUUCGCAAGCCUACUGCCAGCUUUAAUUCUUUCCCUCUAAUUCGGACUGAUUUAAACCUGGAACACCAGGUGAGUUAAAUAUCAGCCAAUCAGUGGCAUUAUUUGAUCGAUUAACUAUUAGGUAGAAAAGAAAACCAGAUUUUAGUAUCCCUUGGCCACAGCUAGUAUUCAGAAGAGUACAGUGAGUCAUUCCGGUUAUUAGCUCUUGCACAAUCUAAAGUACAUGUUGUGGCCUAUACCCUACUGAAGUGUGAUGUCAAUUUUGCACCCAAAUAUGGAAUUCCGGUUCCAUUGCCUUGGCACAGUAAUGGCAAAAUGAAUUGCGGUAUAUAAAAUGAUUGCCUGGAACUACGAUGCCAACAAAAUUUUGCUUAAGAUCUUUGGAUUUAAAAUGGCUAUCUUUACUUGUUAAAGUAGCAUCACACCUAGUUUGUCAGCAAAUAGCUAUAUUUAUUUUACUACACGGCGUUAAUAACACCUGUAAUGAAUUCACCCUUCGGCAUUUCUAAUGUCUCAGUUUCAAAUAUAAAAGGAAGAAAUGAUUGGUACACGGGAAACAAAAAUUCUAUCCAUUUUAACCAUAGGCGGAAAAAAAAAAUGGAACAGGAAAUGAUCUGGAACCACCAAAAUGACAAAACUUAGGUGGUCCAUACUUUGCGUUUGGAGUUCAGGACACCUUGGCUUCCAUCUUAAUAACACAUUUACAAACAUCAUUAAUGUAUUUUCUAACAAUGUAUAAUGCAGUGUUUCAUUAAUAUGCUAAUUAAUCAUUUGUAACUGCACAGUAGAAAGUGUUAUUGUUAGUGUUAUCAAUCAAUCAAAAUAUAUGUGACAAUUAUACCUAUUAUAUAUUUAUAUAUAUUUAUAAUAUUUAAUCUCACUAAAAUUAUUGUAUAGUCCUUGCACUAUUUCACUCUAAAAGGCAUCCUGAGUUUGUUGAUCAUUUCAUUUUUUUUUUUUUUUUUUUUAAUUUCUUAUUUUUAUGUUUGUCGUUUUGCAGUAAUUUUACAAUUUUCAGAUUACUAAAAGGAGAAACAGCAACCUUCCCAAAACUCCAUCUAUUUAUAGACUUGUUUUCUCUAAAGGGACAAAAUAUAUCUCUUCAAAUCAAGAGGUGGUUCCACUGAACCAUAAACCAACAACCAAGCAUUUACAGCUCUCAUUUAGUAUAGCCACUCCUUAACUGUUUUAAAGAAAAAAAAUUAACAGUAGGUUUGGCAAUUCUACAGAUUUGUUCUGCAUGUAAGAAAACACAUUUCCUCAUUAGACCUGCUGUAAAACAUUUUAGAUUUGGGGAGUGGAUACGCUGAAAAUCUAUAGGACGUUUUUCAUUCAAACAGAUGCUGAGUUGUUCCCCAGGUGAUAUUGCAGAGAAGUUUCUUAUGUUGAAUUAUAAACAAACGGAACAUUUUCUGCCCUCUGCUGGCAGGUCUUUAUAACAUCACAUAUAUGAAGGAAAAAUUAGAAAACCGAAAUGCACCAUUGUUAUUA
Molecule: messenger RNA, 5190 nt
Organism: Anguilla anguilla (European eel)
Lineage: Eukaryota; Metazoa; Chordata; Actinopteri; Anguilliformes; Anguillidae
Product: clarin-3
Exons: 3
Coding region: 2426-3112 (228 amino acids)
Source: RefSeq, a predicted model, not a curated record